Molecule: messenger RNA, 414 nt
Organism: Fusarium redolens
Lineage: Eukaryota; Fungi; Ascomycota; Sordariomycetes; Hypocreales; Nectriaceae
Exons: 3
Coding region: 1-414 (137 amino acids)
Source: RefSeq, a predicted model, not a curated record
AUGGCCUUUGGGUCAUUUGUAAGAGUGCUGGCGACCCGAAAUGUACUCUUGCUGGGCGAUGUCGUGACCAGCAUGAAUGCUCGGAUGGCUGCGGAAGACAGAAACCCCAAGUUCAGAAUGACAUCCUGCAAGAAGGUCGAAUACUGCAGUUUUGCAUAUCUGAUCAUAGACGAAGGCCACAAAUACACCUACGUCUCCUGCGGUGCCGUCGCUGCAAGGAAUCGUGGGCAGAAGUCGGAGACGACGCCAGAGACAGGGCAGGGUAUGACCGAAGCACCGGAUCAGACAGAAACGGAUAAUGGACCCAAGGAGCUGGUUGGAUCGAAGCCCUCUGAUGUUCCAGCGACCCAUCAAACAGCUGAGUUGCAGGGAACACUUGCUCCUCGUCUACCUGAUCCUGUGGAACUAGCCUAA